AACCAAUGGGCUCCUGGCCGAGUAGGGGGAGCUUUCGGUGAACGACUCCUCCCUUUUAGGAUUAGCGUUAGGAAGGCCUGGACGAAAGAGAUUGGGCGGUCCUCCUUCCCCGCCUGAGGCGAGGCGGGACAGUUGUUGCAGAGGUGAGGUCUAGUAAAUGGUGAAGUACUUCCUGGCCUGGGAGCAUCUGGGGUCGUGGGAUUUGGUGGCGUGGGGUCGGAGAAGAGCCCGACCCGCGGGGAAACCCAGCCUCGCCAACGGAGCGGGCCCAGCGCAGCCUUCAGGUCUGGCGGGCGGAAUAAAGCAGUGGAGCCAGUGGAGCCGAGGCACGGCCUUGGGUGGCCCCCUGACAGCUCCUUUGGCCUGAGACCUGGCAACGCGGCGGAACCCUCGGCCAAGUGGACCCCAGCCCUUGCAACCUCCUUUUUUCUUUUACCCACCUGCGGUCCCAGGCUGUAGAAGGGACCGCGGGCAUUUUGAGUUCUCAACCCCCGUUUCAGUUUCUGUCUCCGAGUGCACACCUUAAAUGUGAGGUGACUCCUAAGCAGCUGGGAACCAGAGGCUGUAAAAGGGACUGCAGAAAAAUGGACUGCAGUAUAAAAUCCAGAAGCAGAAUAUGAAGGUUUAACCACUGACCCAUUUCACAGGUACUAUAUAGCACAUUUUAUUUGCCAUUCUCUUUUUGAUGGACAUUGGUUGUUCCCAGUUUUUCACCUUAUAGACAAUGCUGCAGGGAAAUCCUGAAUGUUUCAUGCAUCCAUGGACCAAAAGAUGGAGUUGGUUUUUGUUUUUAAAAAGAUAUUGUCAAUGAUCUGAUAUGACUAUAAAUACUUGCUUGAUGAAAUUGCAUGGACUUGUCAUCAGGUUGGACUAGCGGUCAUUUUUCAAAGUUUCUUCAACCACAGUUACAUUUGAAAAUUCAAGUAUCCAAGAACAUUGGGCUUAGAAUGCCAUAAUGAUGUGUUUUCUCUGAGAACUACAAAUUUCAUAGAUACCACAGUUGGAUUCCAGUUAUAUUCUCCUAUCAAAGUGAUUUCAGUCCAUUGAUAAAGUUAAUUUUGAAGACUUUUGUUUAUAAACAACACCAAAAGAUGGGAGAAAAAAAUGGUGAUGCAAAAACUUUCUGGAUGGAGCUGGAAGAUGAUGGAAAAGUGGACUCCAUCUUUGAACAAGUGCAAAAUGUGUUACAAUCACUGAAACAAAAGAUUAAAGAUGGGUCUGCCACAAAUAAAGAAUACAUCCAAGCAAUGAUUCUAGUGAAUGAAGCAACCAUAAGUAACAAUUCAACAUUGAUAAAGGAUCAUACAUCGGUGAACCAGAAUGAACAGGAAAACAAAUCAGGUUCAUUGCCUUCUACGUCAUAUGAAGACUCCUUUCCAGAAGACUGUACAUUUCUAUCUACAAAAAAUAAGGAAGUUCCUCCUUUGGAAAAUAAAGUUGCAUACAUUACAGAAAAGAAAUCAUCUUUGAAUUUACGUUACCAAAGUCAUGACUGCUCUAGAACUUGUCUGAUGAAAAUGCCACUAACCUUCAAGGGAGAAAACCCUCUGCAGCUACCAAUCAAAUGCCACUUCCAAAGACGACACGCAAAGACAAACUCUCAUUCUUCAGCACUCCACGUGAGUUAUAGAACCCCUUGUGGAAGGAGUCUACGAAACGUGGAGGAAGUUUUUCGUUACCUGCUUGAGACAGAAUGUAACUUUUUAUUUACAGAUAACUUUUCUUUCAAUACCUAUGUUCAGUUGACUCGGAAUUACCCAAAACAAGAAGAAAUUGUUUCUGAUGUGGAUAUUAGCAAUGGAGUGGAAUCGGUACCCAUUUCUUUCUGUAAUGAAAUUGACAAUAGAAAGCUUCCACAGUUUAAGUACAGAAGGACUAUGUGGCCACGAGCAUAUUAUCUAAACAGCUUUUCCAACAUGUUUACUGAUUCAUGUGACUGUUCUGAGGGCUGCAUAGACAUAACAAAAUGUGCAUGUCUUCAGUUGACAGCAAGGAAUGCCAAGACUUGCCCCUUGUCGAGUAAUAAAAUAACCACUGGAUAUAAAUUUAAAAGACUACAGAGACAAAUACCUACUGGCAUUUAUGAAUGCAGCCUGUUGUGCAAGUGUAAUCGACAAAUGUGUCAAAACCGAGUUGUGCAGCAUGGACCUCAAGUGAGGCUACAGGUGUUCAAAACUGAAAAGAAGGGAUGGGGAGUACGCUGCCUAGAUGACAUUGACAGAGGGACAUUUGUUUGCAUUUAUUCAGGAAGAUUACUAAGCAGAUCUAACACUGGGAAACCUGAUCCUACUGAUGAAAAUGGAAAGGAAGAGAAUAUUAUGAAAAAUAUGUUUUCAAAAAAGAGGAAAAUAGAAGUUGCAGAUUGUGAGGUAGAAGUUAUCCCAUUAGACCUGGAAACACAUAGAAGUGCUGAGACUGAGGAGUGUCCACCUACAUUCCGUAAUAAUUUAAAAGAACCUGUUAUAGAAACGAAAUGUAACAAUAUUUCAAGAAUUCAGUGUCAUUCAGUCAUUAGAAGUCCUAAAGCCAAGACAGCCAUUAUUCAACGCAAUGGGAAAAAGAUGGGAUUUACUUCCUCAGAGUCUGUCACCUCAGAAGAUAAUGAUGGAUUUAAACCGACCCAACUACAUCUGAACUCCAAAGCCAAGGAGAUGAAAAAGGAUUCAAGCUCUUACCAAGUUAAAGACACUGAAAACAGUCUGCUGAUUGAAUCAGAUGUGAUAGAUAUAACCAAAUGUAGAGAAGAAAUACCAUCAGGGGAAAGAUGUAACCAAGCAACCCCACUGGAUAAUCAGAAUAUUAUAAAGGAAUUCAAGUCUCAAAUACAAAAGCCCCAAGGGGAAAGAUCUCCAGCAUUUCAAAACCAGCAGGUCUUGUGUGAUAAAGAGUUCCCAAGCGAAACCAAGAACACUUCACCUGAUUCUCUAAAGAAGUUCAAUAAAGGGAAUGUGUUUUUAUUGGAUGCCACAAAAGAAGGAAAUGUGGGCCGCUUCCUUAAUCAUAGUUGUUGCCCAAAUCUUUUGGUACAGAAUGUUUUUGUAGAAACACGUGACAGGAAUUUUCCAUUGGUGGCAUUCUUCACCAACAGGUAUGUGAAAGCAAGAACAGAACUAACAUGGGAUUAUGGGUAUGAAGCUGGGACUGUGCCUGAGAAAGAAAUCCUCUGCCAGUGUGGGGUUAAUAAAUGUAGAAAGAAAAUAUUAUAAAUUUGUAGCUAAUGCCUAUUGAAGAAAUUAGCUUAUCACGCUGCAAUUAGAGCCAUGCAAGAAACUUUCAGUCAUCAGUGGAAUUAACUUAGGUUGUGAUCCAUCAAGAGAAUUCCUCUCAGUUUACCCUUGUCAGGGAAUUCAUUUGUGUGGCUUAAAAUGCUAGAAACAAAAUAAGGACAUUUUCAUACACAUAGGCUAUCUCUUUAUUCUUUCUGCUGUUCAACUUUACAUGAGUGGGAUGGAAGUGUAUAUUUUAUAUGAAAUACCAUUAUACAGUUUGUAACUUAUUUGUAAAUUAUAUAUUAAGAGAAACAAAUGUCACAAUAGAAUUCAGUUGAUCGUAUUUACUUUUGUGAUUAUUAUCUUUGAGUUUAUGCCCCCAAAAGGCCAAAUUUCACAUCGUUACUUACAAAAUUUGUUUAAUUCUUGGCAAAUAAUUUAUCAUUAUAAGCCAUAAGGUGGGCAACAGAGCUUGAGGAAUAUGUAAGAACUAACUUUAUACAUAUCACUUCCAAUAUUUUAACACUAGUUAGUUGGAGAAGCUCUGUCUGGCUCCUUGCAACUCUGCCCCGUCAAACCAUUUGAGUGCUAAGAUGGAGAAGCUCUCCUAUGGGGAAGGUUUUGGCAAACUUUGAGAGGAAACUUCUUUUCCAUAGGUUCUCUGUACUUCUCCAGUACACAGACAAGAAACAAAGGGAAUAGAAACCUGGAGGAAUUGGAAUAUUUUUGUUCUAAGUAGAGGAGAGCCAUAAGAAAAACAAAACUUAGAAACUAGCAAAACUUAGAAAACUAGUGUCUUAAGCCAGAAGGGCUUAAGGGCAAGAAUUUCACUUAAAAAAAAAACCAACAGCAACAACAAAACAAGGCAGUUCUCAAUUGUAAAGUCUGGAACAGCUGCUUAAAUUCUCCUGUGUAUGAUGUGCAAAUUGUUUUUGUUGAGAAAAAGGGAGUUACUCUGCUAUGGGUUACCCAGCCCUUAUCAUGGAGCAGAAAGAGGACUGGGAAUCUCCAAGAGUCAAAACUAAUUUUACCCAUAACAAAGAUGUGUACAUUUGACUGCCAGGAGCUUCUCCCUUGGAACCAGAACAGGAAUACCAGCUCAAAAAGUAGUAAUUAAAAGUAGUUCUGGCUUUUGAGAGGUUUUAUGUCUUUUUUUCUUUUAUUUUGUACUUGAUUCUGGGUUUAGUUUGAUUACUGUUCAAAUAAAAACCUAUUUGAAGUUUGGGGCACCUAGUGGAUCAGUCCAUUAAGCAUCUGACUUCAGCUCAGAUCAUGAUCUCAUGCUUAGUAAGUUUGCAUUGGGCUCUGUGCUAUGAGCCUGUCUCUGUCUCUCUCUCUGCCCCUUCCCAGUUUGCAUUGCUCGCGCACGCGCGCUCUCUCUCUCUCUCUCUCUCUCUCAAAAAUAAACAUUAAAAAAAAAAAAAAAACCCGUUCAGGGCACCUGGGUGGCUCAGUCGGUUGAGCGUACGACUUCAGCUCAGGUCAUGAUCUCACAGCUUGAGUUCGAGCCCCACGUAGGGCUCUGUGCUGACAACUCAGAGCCUGGAGCCUGCUUCGGAUUCUGUGUCUCCUUCUCUCUCUGCACCUCCCCCACUCGCUUGCUCUCUCUCUCUCUCAAAAGUAAAUAAACAUUAAAAAAAAAUUAAAAAAAAAAACCUGUUCAAAGUUUGGACCCAAUUUAAUUUCUUAAAAAUAUUAAACUAGAUGAAAAUUUAACUUGAAAUUGUUUUAUGGAGUGAGAAACCUAGGAACUAGGAAAAGGAGCAAAAGUUACA
This is a messenger RNA of Acinonyx jubatus (cheetah), 4984 nucleotides long. It is a transcript of the gene SETDB2, whose product is annotated as SET domain bifurcated histone lysine methyltransferase 2. Bases 1092 to 3206 code for a protein of 704 amino acids. Gene Ontology annotation, cellular component: nucleus. The transcript is spliced from 15 exons. Gene Ontology annotation, biological process: negative regulation of gene expression; heterochromatin organization. Gene Ontology annotation, molecular function: zinc ion binding; histone deacetylase binding; DNA binding. NCBI's taxonomy places the organism in Eukaryota, Metazoa, Chordata, Mammalia, Carnivora, Felidae. The record is from RefSeq and is a predicted model, not a curated record.